This is a messenger RNA of Suncus etruscus (white-toothed pygmy shrew), 1321 nucleotides long. RefSeq names its product DNA primase subunit 1 (gene PRIM1). The transcript has 13 exons. The record is from RefSeq and is a predicted model, not a curated record. Gene Ontology annotation, biological process: DNA replication, synthesis of primer. NCBI's taxonomy places the organism in Eukaryota, Metazoa, Chordata, Mammalia, Eulipotyphla, Soricidae. Gene Ontology annotation, cellular component: alpha DNA polymerase:primase complex. Bases 1 to 1263 code for a protein of 420 amino acids.
AUGGAGACGUUUGAUCCCGCCGAGCUGCCCGAGCUGCUGAAACUUUAUUACCGCAGGCUCUUUCCAUACUCGCAGUACUACCGCUGGCUCAACUAUGGUGGAGUGGUAAAGAAUUACUUUCAACACCGUGAAUUCUCAUUCACCCUGAAAGAUGAUAUUUACAUUCGAUACCAGUCGUUCAACAACCAGAGUGAGCUGGAAAAGGAGAUGCAGAAAUUGAAUCCAUACAAGAUUGAUAUUGGUGCAGUCUAUACCCACCGACCCAAUCAACACAAUACAGUAAAGCUGGGAGCUUUCCAGGCACAAGAAAAAGAGCUGGUGUUUGAUAUUGACAUGACAGACUAUGACGAUGUAAGGAGAUGUUGUAGUUCUGCAGAUAUAUGCUCCAAGUGCUGGACUCUCAUGACAAUGGCUAUACGCAUUAUUGACCGAGCAUUGAAAGAGGAUUUUGGAUUUAAGCAUCGUCUCUGGGUGUACUCUGGAAGGAGAGGUGUUCAUUGUUGGGUCUGUGAUGAAUCAGUUCGAAAAUUAUCUUCCACUGUGCGUUCUGGGAUAGUUGAGUAUUUGAGUCUUGUAAAGGGAGGUCAAGAUGUUAAAAAGAAAGUUCAUCUGAGUGAAAAAAUUCACCCUUUCAUCAGAAAAUCUAUAGAUAUAAUACAAAAAUAUUUUGAAGAAUAUGCCCUGGUUGGUCAAGAUAUUCUUGAAAACAAAGAAAACUGGGAUAAGAUUUUAGCCCUUGUUCCUGAAACACUUCAUAAUGAUCUUCAGCGUCAUUUCCAAAAGAGUCACAACUCAGUACAGCGUUGGGAACAUUUGAAAAAUGCAGCCAACAGUUACCAGAGUAAUAGCAAAAAUGACAAGUGUGGACCUUGGUUUGAGUGGGAGAUCAUGCUCCAGUAUUGUUUCCCACGGCUGGAUAUCAAUGUUAGUAAAGGAAUCAACCAUUUAUUGAAGAGCCCUUUUAGUGUUCACCCUAAGACAGGUCGAAUUUCUGUGCCUAUUGAUCUACGAAAAGUAGAUCAGUUUAAUCCAUUUACUGUUCCAACCAUAAGUUCCAUCUGCCAUGAAUUGGAUGCCAUUUUUGCUAAUGAAGAAGAAAAGGAGAAGAAUGAAGAUGAAUCUGAAACCAAACAUAGAACUAGAGAUUAUAAGAAGACGAGUCUAGCUCCUUAUGUAAAAAUUUUUGAACAAUUUCUUGAAAACCUGGAUAAAUCCCGAAAAGGAGAACUUCUCAGGAAAAGUGAUUUACAAAAAGACUUCUAAGGAUUAAAAACUCACCUCAGACCAUUGUGAAUAUCUUCUGCCUCCACAUAAGAAGUAC